CCGCAAAAGGGAGAUAUGACGGAGUACGAUGAUCGCAGCAGCUGCGCGUCAAAUAUGUAUUUGCCGAGUUGCACGUAUUAUGUAUCAGCGCCCGAUUUUUCGUCGGUCUCGUCGUUUUUACCGCAGACUACGUCGUGUCAAGUUAAUUUUCCUUAUUCUUCCAACAUAGCUCAAGUCCAACCUGUUCGAGAAGUGUCUUUCAGGGACUAUGGACUGGAUCACCCGAGCAAAUGGCAUUACAGGGGCAAUUAUGCUUCCUACUACUCGUCGGACGAGAUAAUGCACCGAGAUCUAAUCCAGUCAUCAAACAGAGCGGAAAUGCUAUUUAAAAACGAUUCGUUGUACAGCCACCACAGCGGCACCAACUCGUCCUGCAGUUUCUUCACGAAUGUCGGCAGGAACGGUGUACUUCCUCAAGGAUUUGACCAGUUUUUUGAGUCUGCUAACUCUGAGAAGCCCAGCCCUGAACACUCCAAACAAAAGACAGAGUCCAGUGUCCCCGGAGAUGCCGCAUGUAAUAAACAGUCUUCAGAUACCUCAGAGGAGUCGAAACAAGACCUAACCGAGAACACAGAGGAGGAAUCUUCAAUAUCAAACUGCGGGGAUGACAAGAACAACGGCUCAAGUGCAUCUAAGUCCAGGAAAAAGAGAUGUCCCUAUUCCAAGUACCAGAUCCGAGAACUUGAACGAGAAUUCUUUUUCAAUGUGUACAUCAACAAGGAGAAACGCCUACAACUGUCGAGAAUGCUUAACCUUACAGACCGGCAAGUGAAGAUUUGGUUCCAGAAUCGACGAAUGAAGGAGAAAAAACUCAACCGAGAUCGGCUUCAGUAUUUUACUGGAAACCCCUUGUUCUGAGUUAAAACUACUCCAGACGCAACGGCAGACUCAUGCUCAUGACCUCCAUUAUAAUGCCACCAGUAUAGGUGUUGUUGGGAGGCUCCAGUCGUUUGAAAGGAAAGAUAGCCUUUUGCAACCUUAAACCCAAUGCUGUCAACAGGCCGGACUGAUGUGUUUCUUAAAACUAUGCAACGCCUUUGGUAUCACAGUCGUGAAUACAAUACCUCAAACAAGGGAAAUUAUUUAAGACAUUUGUAAAGUCGACGUAUGCAUUAUUCAGUUGAGUGAAAGCAUCCAGGGCAUCUCGACAAUCUUUUUUCGUACUUUCUCAUUUAAUGGUGAAUGCCACUGAAAUGUAACCCUCUUGUAUCAAUCGUAUUUAUUUAUUUCAUUUUAAAUGGCUGUUUCAUUGUGAUACCCACCUCAUGAGUAUUGCAGUACGCAACAGAUACUUUGAUUACAGUAAUCAACACGUAAUUUCAUAAUAGUGGAAUUAUGUAUGCAUUAGU
Molecule: messenger RNA, 1349 nt
Organism: Sardina pilchardus (European sardine)
Lineage: Eukaryota; Metazoa; Chordata; Actinopteri; Clupeiformes; Clupeidae
Gene: hoxd11a
Product: homeobox D11a
Exons: 2
Coding region: 16-858 (280 amino acids)
Biological process (GO): anatomical structure development; regulation of transcription by RNA polymerase II
Cellular component (GO): nucleus
Molecular function (GO): DNA-binding transcription factor activity, RNA polymerase II-specific; RNA polymerase II cis-regulatory region sequence-specific DNA binding
Source: RefSeq, a predicted model, not a curated record